This is a messenger RNA of Myodes glareolus (Bank vole), 886 nucleotides long. It is a transcript of the gene Lyzl6, whose product is annotated as lysozyme like 6. Gene Ontology annotation, biological process: fusion of sperm to egg plasma membrane involved in single fertilization. Gene Ontology annotation, molecular function: lysozyme activity. Gene Ontology annotation, cellular component: acrosomal vesicle; sperm flagellum. The record is from RefSeq and is a predicted model, not a curated record. Lineage: Eukaryota; Metazoa; Chordata; Mammalia; Rodentia; Cricetidae.
AAGAACACGUGCCUUCUUGAGAGGAAAGAGAACCAAGAGCCAGGUGAUGGGGCUGGAAAGUGCUUGGUGAGGAAGAGGAGGCACUUGCCACAAACCACCUUGUCCUGUAGAUCUUCCCAAAGGCCCUGGAGCUAGGGUCAGAGAGAUCCCUGGCUCUCAGAGACUGGCAGGCACUGUGCUCCUCUGGAGGACCAUGAAGGUGCUGCUCGUGUGCAUGGCAAGCUACCUUCUGGUGGUGAAUGGCGGAGACAUCAUCAAUCGCUGUGUCUUGGCCAAGAUGCUGCAUCAGGAGGACUUGGAUGGGUUCGAGGGCUACUCCCUGCCCGACUGGCUGUGCUUGGCUUUUGUGGAAAGCAGCUUCAACGUAUCAAAGGUGAACGAAAAUGUAGAUGGCAGCUUCGACUAUGGCAUCUUCCAGAUCAACAGUCAUUACUGGUGCAAUGACUACCAGAGUCACUCAGAGAACUUCUGCCACAUGGACUGUCAAGAACUAUUAAAUCCCAACCUCCUUUCAUCUAUCCACUGUGCCAAGAAGAUUGUGUCUGGAGCAGGAGGGAUGAAAAACUGGGUACAGUGGAGAAUGCACUGUUCAGGACGGCCGCUCUUACACUGGCUUACAGGAUGCCAUCUGUGAGGAACCGGGGUGCAGAUCCCCUGGGGAGUCACUCCAGGACCCCUGUACUUCUUGCAGGUUCUUCACUACUUCACCUUCUUGCCUUCACCUAAUGUUAUUUUUUUCUCUUCCCACUCACAAGUAAAACUGACCAGAGUCCCAGGGAAACACGUCUUACCUUGGCUUCCUGCUUGUGUUCAUCCAGACCCAGUACCUUUGUUCCUAUCAUUUGCAAACCAAGAUGUCAAAUAAACACAAUUUUUUUAACAUUUA